This is a messenger RNA of Musa acuminata AAA Group (dessert banana), 854 nucleotides long. RefSeq names its product 22.0 kDa heat shock protein. Lineage: Eukaryota; Viridiplantae; Streptophyta; Magnoliopsida; Zingiberales; Musaceae. The transcript has 2 exons. Bases 63 to 740 code for a protein of 225 amino acids. The record is from RefSeq and is a predicted model, not a curated record.
CCUGUUAAGCCAAUCCUCCCUUGUUAACCAACCCAAGCAACAGCUCUAUAAAGGAGGUAGCCAUGUCUUCCAUCUGCACUCAUCCAACUCAUUCACAGCAGCCCUGCAAACCGAGAGGGCAGGAAAUGGACGCCAAGCCACAGACAGCACCUGCUGACCGCUCCUACACGGAUUUGAAUCCCGUCUUCGACUGGGUUCGAGGAGGAACCUCCGACGACAUUCUCAUUCAUCUCCCUGGAUUCAAGAGCGACCAAGUGAGGGUGCAGAUAGACAGCCAUGGCACGCUGAGGACCAGCGGCGAGCGGCCGCUGGAUGGCAAGCAGUGGAGCCGGUUCUGGAAGGACUUCCAGUUGCCAGAUAACUGCAAAGUGAAUGAUGUCCGAGCCAAGUUUGACGAUGAGAUGCUUCAAGUGCAUAUCCCGAAGAUGGUCGUCAGAGGAAAUGGAGCUCUGCCUCAACCGGCAGAUGCAAGGGAGCCGCAGUCCAAGGAGAAGGCUGCUAACAAACAGGAAAUUGAGGAUAAUAAAUCGGUCGAUGAAAAGAAAGCGGCGCAGCCGGCAAGCCCAAAGAAGAUGACCGCCGACAAUCGCGGUGAUCAAAGCGGCGGCUUGAGUAGCAUCUACAUGGGGCUGAGUCAAGCAAGGAAGACAUUGCUGAUGAACGUGGCUGUCGCUUUCCUGGUGCUGUUUGUUCUUGGAUUGUACUUGAAAUACAAAUUCACAAAGACCGAGACCAGCUAAGUCUUCGCUACAUGGUUUCAUCACCAUACUAUUAUUGCACGUCAUGUAGAGUUAAAAGACUACAAUGCCUGAAAUAAAACUAUUAUUGUCGAGGCCUGUGAGGCCAAUUACUUC